Messenger RNA from Fraxinus pennsylvanica, 537 nucleotides. NCBI's taxonomy places the organism in Eukaryota, Viridiplantae, Streptophyta, Magnoliopsida, Lamiales, Oleaceae. The record is from the annotation of a GenBank genome assembly.
AUGGGUGAAUCAUUUACAAUCCAAAUCAGCAGCAAUUUAGUUAGACAGCUGGCAGACGAUCCGGAGAAGUUGAAGAAGAAAACAAAGAAGCCGAAACCAAAGAUCUCUCUGGAACCCUGGCAGUCAGAAAAAGUACAUCCGAAGCAGAUUUCUGAUUUUUUCAACCAAGAGGGUCCUGGUGAUUCUGGAUGGCCACUUCAGCCUCCUUUAUACUUGCCGGUUCCCCCUGCACAAUCUGCAAACUCGGAGUUAGACGCUAUCCGGUCUGUCCUUCAGGAGAGCGAGAAAGUUGUGGAAAGGUUGAACAAACAGCAGGAAAACGUACUGCUGGAAGUAACUCAAAGAGCCAAGGAACUUCACGAUAAGGAGUUCAGACUUCCACAACAGAAGCCAAUGCCCUGUUUGGAAGAGAAAGAUGCUUGUUUGAAGUGCUACGAGGAACACAAGAAGGAUCCCCUAAAAUGUGCUCGUUUCGUCAAGGAUUUUGCAGAUUGUGCACGCAGAGUUAGGCAGCUAGUCAGCACAGUGGAUACAUAG